Molecule: messenger RNA, 378 nt
Organism: Cooperia oncophora
Lineage: Eukaryota; Metazoa; Nematoda; Chromadorea; Rhabditida; Trichostrongylidae
Source: the annotation of a GenBank genome assembly
CUGGCGAAUCAGGUUCAGUUGCCGCUGCAGACACAGUUACAAGCGUUAUUCCCGACACGUAUUGGAUACCGUUACAGGCUACCACAACUAUACUAUCCGUCAGCCGGUCUGAUGAAUCCACUGCUAGGAGCUGCACAAAGCCCUGGAGCAGUUGAUUAUACGGCUUUGGCAGCAGCUAUGGCUAAUGGACAAGGAGCGGGAGCGUAUGCGAUUCCACAAGCUGGAUCACGAUUUCAAGUUCAAGCCGCUCAAGCCGCUGGUUUGGAUCCAUAUGGAUAUGCAGCAGCUGCUGGUUACGGUAUCAUGCCAGGGACCUAUCAACUUCAAUCAGCGCAACUAGCUGCAGCUCAACAACAACUCGAACACCAACGAGUCUAA